Messenger RNA from Gastrolobium bilobum, 801 nucleotides. RefSeq lists its product as uncharacterized. The transcript is spliced from 2 exons. The record is from RefSeq and is a predicted model, not a curated record. NCBI's taxonomy places the organism in Eukaryota, Viridiplantae, Streptophyta, Magnoliopsida, Fabales, Fabaceae. Bases 1 to 801 code for a protein of 266 amino acids.
AUGGCGCCUCGUAUCUGGUCAUGCUUCCGCAAGAAGGGCGGCAGCGGCGGUCAAGAGGGGGAUUCCACGGAGGCGGAGGAGGCGGGGGACGAGGGAGGAGUGGCGGUGCUGGUGGAGAUGUUCACGUCGCAGGGUUGCGCGACGUCGCCGGCGGCGGAGCUGGUGCUGUCGCGGCUGGGGAGGGGUGACUUCCAGCUGGAGGUGCCGGUGGUGCUAUUGGCCUUCCACGUGGACUAUUGGGACUAUUUGGGCUGGAAGGACCCAUAUGGUUCGAGCCAGUGGACCGUUAGGCAAAAGGCCUAUGUUGAGGUUCUUGGGCUUGACACGAUGUUCACCCCACAGGUUGUGGUCCAAGGAAGGGCCCAAUUAAUGUUAAAUGACGAGAAUGCCCUCAUCUCUGCCAUCACCUCUGUUCCUAGAUUCGCUGCUCUCACCUUCCAGGCAACUUUCAAGAGGCCUACAUCAGAUUCUUUGGAAGUCACCCUAAAUGGGGCAUUGAGGACCAAGGUGGACAGUCAUGGUGUAGAUAUCAUGGUAGCAUUAUAUGAAAGUGGUUUGGUUACUGACUGCACCAGAGGGGAUAACAAAGGGCGUGUUCUAUCAAAUGACUAUGUUGUUAGAAAACUUGAAAAACUCUGCACUGUCAAAGACCUCCCUGCUAAGAAGACAGUAUCAGGAACUGUUAGUUUUUCCUUGUGGAAAGCAUUCAACAGCAGCAGGUGUGGCUUGGCGAUCUUUGUUCAAACCAGCUCUCAUGAAAUUUUAGGUUCACAGAGUUUUCAGCUCCCUGAUGAUAUAUGA